Peronospora farinosa is the source of this 2175-nucleotide messenger RNA. Lineage: Eukaryota; Oomycota; Peronosporomycetes; Peronosporales; Peronosporaceae. The record is from the annotation of a GenBank genome assembly.
AUGCUGCUUCGAUGUCUGCGUAAGCACUCUAUUCCUCGUCGGACCCCGUUGUUCUGUCGCAAUGUUGCAUCUUUGAAUGCUCUCGAUGUUUGCAUUCGUGAGCGUCAAUUGCCGCCUUUCGAGCGUUUGCAGCUGUCGGAGAUCGAGCCGGCGGUCACUACUGCCGCUGCCAAGUACACGGAGGAUCUGCACCAACUGGAAACAAAGCUGAGAGAUGCAGGAAAGAAGGUGCAAUUCCAAGACGUAGUGGACCCUCUCGAGGUGCAGGGAGACGCACUGGAACGCAUGUGGGGAAUUGUGGGCCAUCUUAUGAGUGUGCGCAAUUCGAAAGAGUUACGCGACGUGCACGACAAACUGCAGCAGCUAGUGAUCGAGACAGUCACCGAAGCGUCCCAGAGCAAGGCGCUCUAUGAGGCGUAUCUUGCUUUGCGCGAGAGUGAGGACUGGAGCAAGCUUGAGUUGGCACAACAGCGUAUCAUUGAGCUGAGACUGAGAAGCGCAACACUUAGUGGUGUUGGGCUUGAGGGUGACGAGAAGGAGAAGUUCAACAAACUCAAAUUGCGUGCUGCUGAAUUGAGUACCAAGUUCUCUUCAAAUCUGCUUGAUGCUACUAAGGCGUAUUCCAUCACAGUGACGGACAAGAAGGAGCUGGAAGGAUUGCCUCUUUCACUACUGCAAAUGUUUGCGCAAAGUGCUCGUGACGAAGGCCACUCGGACGCUACGCCUGAGACUGGACCGUGGCGUGUGACGCUGGACCCGCCAUCUUACGUGCAGUUCAUGAAAUAUGCAGCGAAUCGGUCACUGCGUGAGAAGCUGUAUCGUGCAUACGCGACCCGCGCGAGUGGUGGGUCUUUUGAUAACGAGGAUAUCAUUGAUGAGCUUCUUAGAAUCCGUCAGGAGAUUGCCAAUCUCCUUGGCUUUACCUCAUUUGCGGAGGUAAGUAUUUCGAAGAAAAUGGCGCCAAGUGUGGAGGAAGUUGAGAAGAUGCACAAUGGCCUGCGUGAAAAGUGUAUUGCUACUGCGCACGAGGAGGUGAAGACUGUGGCGGAGUAUGCGAAGCAGCACGGACAAGCUGAGCCUCUGGAACCAUGGGAUCUUGGCUAUUGGUCUGAACAGCUCAAGGCGGAAAAGUAUUUGUUUACCGACGAAGAGAUCAAGCCGUAUUUUCCACUCGAACGCGUGCUCGAGGGUCUGUUUUCACUCACGUCGCGGCUGUUUGGCGUGACUAUCGAGGCAGCAGACGGCCAGGCUGAGGUGUGGCAUCCGAAUGUGCGCUUUUUUAACGUGCGCAGCAUCGAAGGGGACACGGAGAUAAUUGCUCGCUUUUUCCUGGACCCGUACUCUCGUCCAAAAGAGAAGAAUGGUGGCGCUUGGAUGAACACUUGCGUUGAUCGCAGCCGCCUGCUUGGUCCAAAGGAGCAGAACGGCAAGCGUAUUCCAGUUGCGUACAUCAUCUGCAACCAGUCGCCUCCCGUGGGCAAGACGCCCAGCCUCAUGACAUUCCGCGAGGUGGAAACAAUCUUUCACGAGUUCGGCCACGGCUUGCAACACAUGCUCACGCAGAUGGAGUAUGGUGACGUAGCAGGCAUUAACGGUAUCGAAUGGGACGCAGUCGAGAUUCCGUCACAGAUGAUGGAAAACUUUUGCUACGACAAAGACACGAUCGCAGAGAUCAGCGGGCAUUACAAGACAGGUGAGACGCUACCAGACGAAUUGUUCGAGAAGCUCAAGGCAGCACGCAACUACAUGGUGGCCACAGUCAUGCUACGUCAGCUGGGCUUUGGUGCCCUGGACAUGUACUUGCACUCUCAUUACUCACCAUUGCAGGAGUCAUUGUUUGCGGUACAAGAACGUCUACUAAGUGAGUACGCUGUACUGAAUCCACUAAAGGAGGACAGGUUUCUAUGUUCAUUUGCGCAUAUUUUUGCAGGCGGGUAUGCUGCAGGGUAUUACAGCUACAAAUGGGCAGAAAUUUUGUCGUGUGAUGCCUACGGUGCUUUUGAAGAAGCGACCAAGGAAAGCCCCGAAGCCGUGACGAAAAUAGGUCGCAAGUUUCGUGACACGAUAUUGGCUCGUGGGGGUGGGCAACACCCCGAGCAGGUAUUUGAGGCCUUUCGCGGCCGCAAACCGUCUACAAUGCCCUUGUUGACACAAUAUGGUCUAGUGGACAAGUGA